This is a messenger RNA of Triticum aestivum (bread wheat), 808 nucleotides long. RefSeq lists its product as uncharacterized. The transcript has a single exon. NCBI's taxonomy places the organism in Eukaryota, Viridiplantae, Streptophyta, Magnoliopsida, Poales, Poaceae. The record is from RefSeq and is a predicted model, not a curated record. The coding region runs from base 109 to 507 and encodes 132 amino acids.
UCUGCCUUGCUCUGCUUCCGCUUCUUCUUCCUGUCGCUGCAAGUGUAAGUUCUUGACCGAUCGUUCAAGCGCCCACGGUUCGACUUGGUCGGCCGAGCACGUACGUCGAUGGACCAUCUGCUGCACCAUGGGCACGAGAUGAGGAGGCCGUCCGUGCCCGGCCACGAGGCGGCGCUGAGGGCCGUCCAGAAGCCGCCGGCCAAGCCGUGGCGCGCGGGCGGCGGCUUAACGCCGGCGCCGACGCCGCCCAAGGUGUACCGCGUGGAGCCCCGGGAGUUCCGCGACCUCGUGCAGAGGCUCACCGGCGCGCCCGCCGCGGCCAUGGCCAGGCAGCACCAGCACACACAUCAGCUGCAGCGCGCGCCGACGCAGCCCGUGCCCGUGCGCCCCGGCGGUGUCGAGGACGCCGCCGCCGGGGGGCAGAUGUACGCGCCCUGGUGCUCGUUCCCGCUCAUGGGCCCGCCGGCAUCCAUGCACCCCGGCCUCGACGGCCACCAUCUCAUGUAGAGUAGCUCCGCCCUCCGGCAUGCCGCCGCUCUUGUAUGUACAUCCUUGUUUUCUAGGACAAGCAAAGCUAGGCGCGUAAACUUCAAGGGAGCGAGUAAAAAACUUUUUAAUAUCCAGUCCAGUUAGUUCUAAGUUCUUAGCAAACUCUUUUCCAGAAACAAAAAUGUUGUUAGCAAACAUAAUACUCCCUGUUAAAAAAAAGCAAAUAUAAUACUCGUUGCUCCCUUUGUAAUAUUGUUAGCACCUGCACAAGAUGUAAUUACCAAGGUUGAAGCGACAGUAUGUUUGCGAUGAACAAACU